UCUUUAUAUUUAGCGAUAAUAAACGAAUAUAAUAAGGUGUAUAAUAAAGUUAAAUUAUUCAUUAAUAUUAAUGCAAUAAUUUAGACAUAACAAAUCAUACGGAUAUGUGUAUCAGACAUAAUUAAGUUACUAGAGACUACAACUUAAAGGGUGUUUUUAUUUUAAAUUCAAGUUUUCGUCCAAAACCACUUGUCUGAUUCCACGUCAAGUUACAACCUCAAUUAAGUAAAGGAAAGACAAUUUUUUCUGGAGUUACAUUAUUUUGUUUGUGGUGGUUUUCUUUGUGGAUUUGCAAUGAAUAAUGUGUAUUCACGAUGAAGGAUAUGCUGUUUAGUGUAUGCAUUUUGCUUUUGUUUCAUGUGUGCAAUGGUGACAAGAGUGAGUGUGACUGCGUGGAGGUGGACAAGUUCUCAUGUGGAGACUGUGUGUGUAUUCCACGUAACCUCGUGUGUGACGGACAACCAGACUGCGAUAAUGGCCAAGACGAGAAAGGAUGCGUAGCCCAGUCGGUGACCCACAGCCACUGCCCCAUUGACCACUACACAUGCUGGAACCUGCAGUGUGUCAAGAAGAACUGGGUGUGUGAUGGUGACAAUGACUGCGGUGACAACAGUGACGAGCUCAUGUGCCCCCCCAAAAACUGCACAGAAGACGAAUUUCAGUGCAACAACAACAACUGCGUGUUGAAGAAGUGGCAGUGUGACGGAGAUGAUGAUUGCAAGGACUGGUCUGACGAGCACCACUGUGUGCAUGAGUGCACAAGUGCCCAGUUUCGCUGCAAGAACGACAGCACAUGCAUUGACAAGACGUGGGCUUGUGAUAAGGAGUAUGACUGCAUUGACCAAUCAGACGAAGCAUCCUGCGGUCUGGAAAGCCUAUUCUGUGGAGAGCAGGAGUUCACAUGCAAGCAGGCCCAUCGUUGUAUACCGCUACAGAAGAGGUGUGACCAGCACAACGACUGUAACAACUGGGAGGACGAAGUCAGUUGUGGUUUUGAAGCACUCGUGUGUCCGAUGCACCAGUUCACAUGCACCCAGUCUCACCAGUGCCUGCCCAUUAACAAGCGAUGUGACAGUGUGAACGACUGUGGGGAUUGGGAGGACGAAAUGAAUUGUGAUUUCAAGCCGGAGAAAGAGUCCCAGUGUAAGGAAGGGGAGUUCCAAUGUGACUACGGCCAGUGUAUCAACAGCAAAUGGGUUUGUGAUGGCCAGAGAGACUGUGAAGAUCUCAGCGAUGAAUGGAAUUGCAAUGUGACACGCUGUGGCGCGGGCAUGUUCCAGUGUGGCAGUAACACCAGCAGGGACUGCAUCGACCUCAGCAAGAGGUGCAACCAGGUCAGGGACUGCCCGGAUAACUCUGACGAAGACAAAUGUGUGUACUCUGAGUGCCAGUUUGGCCAGUUCCGAUGUAACAAUGGUCAGUGUAUCGGCAACAGUAAAGUGUGCGACACGCAGUCAGACUGCUCGGAUUUUUCUGAUGAGACUCAUUGCCAAUGGACAGUCACCUGUGCCGAAAAGAAUGGUGGCUGUGACCAGUUGUGUGAACAGAAGGCCCAUGGUGCACGGUGCGUGUGUAACCAUGGUUUCAUCCUGUCACAAGAUGGCCACUCAUGCUUUGAUGUAGAUGAGUGCACGCUGUUCAGUCCGUGCAGCCACAACUGCAAGAACACUCUGGGCUCGUUUGAAUGCUCCUGCUCCAUGGGUUAUGUGCUGAAGCCUGAUGGGAAAGGCUGCAAGGCCCAAUCAAGCUCGAAUGAGAAAGCCUACCUGAUCUUCGCCAACAGGGUGGACAUCCGCAGAGUGAUGCCAGACAUGUCUGAGUAUGACAGCAUCCUGAACGGACUGGAGAACGCCAUAGCUCUCGAUUUUCACCAUGAGAAGGGCUACGUCUACUGGUCUGAUGUCACACUGGACAAGAUCAAAAGGGCCUUCCUUAACGGGACUGGCAUCAAGGAGGUUGUGGCUUAUGGGCUUCAGAAUCCUGUUGGAGUGGCCGUGGACUGGAUCCACAACAACCUGUUCUGGACUGACUCCGGCACGUCACGUAUCGAGGUCUCCAACCUGGACGGUGAUCACAGGAACGUUCUAAUCUGGGACAACCUGGAGAAACCUCGGGCCAUCGUAGCUCACCCAGGGAAAGGGAUGAUAUUCUGGACGGACUGGGGUAGCACACCAAAGAUUGAGCGUAGUGGGAUGGAUGGACUUGACCGUCUGGUGAUUGCCAACACGUCCUUGUUUUGGCCAAAUGGUCUUACGCUUGACUAUGGCGCCGAGAAGCUGUACUGGGCUGAUGCCAAGCACCAUGUGAUAGAGUGUGCCGACUAUGACGGGAAACACAGGCGCACGGUCAUUAAUCAAGGUCUUCCACACCCAUUCGCCCUGACCCUGUUUGAGGACGAGCUGUACUGGACUGACUGGCACACUAAGAGCAUCAACAAGGCAAACAAAUUCACGGGCAAUGAUGUGGAGAUGGUGCGCAACAAGCUGCACUUCCCCAUGGACAUCCAUAUCUUCCACCAGGAGAGACAGCCCGAUGCCACCAAUCGCUGUGGCACCAACCGAGGUGGGUGUAGUCACCUGUGUCUACCAGGCUAUGUGGGAUAUAAGUGUGCCUGUCCCACGGGUCUACACUUGAAGGGAGACAACAAGACAUGCGUCAGAAAUAUCAAGUCCUUCUUGCUCUUCACUACCCGCUCUGAUGUAAGGAGGAUAACUCUUGGCACUGAAGACCAGUCUGACGUAGUUAUUCCCCUUAGUAAGACCAUCAGCACGAACGCGGUGGAUUUUGAUGCUGACAAUGAUACCAUCUUCUGGACAGACAGCGGAACCAACACAAUCAGCGCCGCUAAAUGGGAUGGCACUGAGGAAAGAGUGGUUGUGGGUUCCAGUGGUGACACCCCUACGGGUCUGGCAGUGGACUGGUCUACUCGUAAGCUCUACUGGACAGACACAGAGAUGGGCCGCAUAGAAGUGGCCAAUCUGGACGGGUCCAUGCGGGCCGUGCUCAUCUGGUCAGGGCUAGGUCAGCCUCGGGACAUUGUGGUGGACCCUAUCUCUGGAUACAUGUACUGGACAGACUGGCAGAAACCUCCACGAAUCGAGCGUGCAGGAAUGGACGGUCAGGGGCAGAUGACCCUGAUUUCCCGCAACCUGACCUACCCCAACGGGCUCACGAUAGACUACAAGGGCAAAACAACCAGAAUAUUCUGGAUAGAUCCAGGUACUGAGGAUCCGGGGUCCAUAGAGUCCUGCAAUUGGGAUGGAUCUGACAGAAAGACGGUUGUCAGUAUGAGCCUGUCCCACCCGCAGCCGUUUGGCUUCACCCUGUUUGGUGACUACAUGUACUGGGCAGACUGGCUGCACAAGAAGAUUGUGCGCUCGGACAGACAAGGGGACAACCAGGUCACCAUUCAGGAAAACAUGGGCAACGUUAUGGACAUCACUGUGUUCAAUAGGGACAGGAGCGAGGUUGAGAGUAUCUGCCAAGAGAACAACGGCCAGUGCAGUCACCUGUGUCUGCCAGCCCCCGUGCCUCGGGCUCACACUUGCAUAUGUCCCACAGGCGUGCUGCUGAAAAAAGAUGGAAGAACCUGUAAUACAGAUAUGAGGAACUUCUUGAUAUUUGCAAAGCGAACUGACAUUAGGAAGAUAUCACUGGAUGUUGGCUACUAUGCUGAUGUGACUUUGCCGAUAUCCAACAUGAAGAAUGCCAUCGCUAUCAGCUUUGACAGGAUAGAAGAGAAAGUGUACUGGACUGAUACAAUUCUUGACCGCAUUAUGAGGGCAGAUCUUAACGGGUCAAAUGUGAAAGAAGUGAUCCUGACCGGACUGGACACUCCUGAUGGCAUGGUAGUCGACGAAAUCGGAAGAAAAAUCUACUGGACUGACACAGGUCUGAAUCAUAUUUCUGUAUCUAAUCUGGAUGGAACAAUGUCAAAGGUCAUAAUCUGGGAAGAUCUGGAUAAACCAAGGGCCAUUACUCUGUUUUAUGAAGAAAGUUAUCUUUUCUGGACGGACUGGGGCGAUCUUCCGAAGAUAGAGCGGUCCGAGUUGGACGGUAACGGACGACGGACCCUGAUUUCAAGUAGUGUCAUCUGGCCCAACGGACUCACUGUGGACAAAGAAGGCAAGAGGCUGUACUGGGCUGAUGCAAAAACUGAGUUAAUCGAAUCCUCUGACCUGAACGGUGAAGCUCGAAAGUCAAUAGCCAUAAAGGUUGCCCACCCCUACAACAUUGCCCUGUUCGGAGACCAGAUUUACUGGACGGACUGGCAGAAAACAUCAGUGUUCAGCGUAAAACAAGAUGGAUCAGAGCCGGACAAUCACCGGCUAGUGCUGCCCAAACUCACCGGAAUCAUGGACAUACAUGCAGUUAGCAUGGAUGAGAAAGUGAAUGUUCGCAUCAACAAGUGUCGCAAGAACAACGGCCACUGCAGUCACCUCUGCCUGCCCAACAGAAGGGGGAUCACAUGUGCUUGCCCAUCGGGACUGCAGCUCAGGAACGACGGCAUUAACUGCCAGUCAAUGCCAGAUGAGUACAUUCUGUUCGCAAGUCGGGGCAGUAUUCGCAGGAUCUCUCUGGACACGCCUGACCGAACAGACGUGUUCCUGCCCCUGUCAAACCUUCAGAAUGUCAUUGCUAUUGACUACGACUUUACUGAGGACAAGAUCUACUACACGGAUGUCCAGCUAGAUGUGAUCAGACGAGCAAAUCUGAAUGGCAGCGGAGAGGAGGUGAUCAUACGUGACCAGCUGAAGACGACAGACGGGCUGGCGGUAGACUGGCUGGGCAAGAACCUCUAUUGGACAGACACUGGAACGGAUAUUAUUGAGGUUGCAAGGCUUACUGGAGAGUUCAGAAAAAAAUUGAUCACAGAAGAUCUGGACCAGCCGAGAGCAAUUGCGCUGUUCCCUGAAAAAGGGUUGAUGUAUUGGACAGACUGGGGGUAUCGUCCUAGAAUUGAGAGCGCAUAUAUGGACGGGAGCAAUAGGAAGGUCCUGCAUAACUCUGGACUUGGAUUUCCAAACGGCCUAUCUAUUGACUAUGCCACGGAGAGACUUUACUGGGCAGAUGGGAAACUGGACAAGAUAGAGACUUCCACUCUUGAUGGCACAUUCCGAGUCACGCUCAUCAGAAACGUUCCCCACCCUUUCGGCUUGUCAGUGUUUGGACCGUAUGUUUACUGGACGGACUGGCAGAAGCAGCAGAUAGAGAGGGCCGACAAGAGCAAUGGAAAAUCAAGGGAGACAAUCAAGCAACUCUUUGUUGGACUUAUGGACAUUGAAGUUGUCUCCCCUCAUAGACAGUUUGGCUCCAACAGCUGUUCAAAGAGCAAUGGCGGAUGUUCCCAUCUGUGUCUUGCCAGACCAGACGGCCAUUCUUGUCUGUGUCCUGACUCGCCUAGUGACAGUGCAUGUGUACCCAAGCCGUUCAUUGACAGAUGGAACACUACAGUCAACAAUGAGCCUGAAGAUAUUGGCAUUCGUGGUGCUAGUUGUACAGAGUCGGAAAUCAGGUCGGGCCUUUGUACCAGUACUGCUAGGAAUCAGAAAUCAAAAUCAAGUCAACGGGGUAUCUACAUCACCUUGUCUAUAGUGACACUCAUUGUGGCCCUCGGGGUCAUUCUCAUCAUCGUUCUGUGGAAACGGCAGCGGAAGAGAAAGCAGUUUACUGAGGACUUGUCGUUUGCAUUCAUCAAUCCCAACUACCAGAGAACCAGCACAGAGACCAUCAAUUCUGACAGACACGUCAGAGAUUGGAGAAUAUUCAGAUUUAAUACAAAAUCUGAGAGGGUGUCAGUUGGCAGCUCCAGUUGUGUCAGCGAUGAGAAACUCAACGUCUCAGAGACCGAGGCCCUUUACGGGGCAAGCUCUGAUAUCGAGGGACCCUCUUGCUUCCCAGAUGGCCCCUUAUCAAAAAACAUUUUUAAGCCAAAAAACAGUGAUCCUAAACGAACUAAUCGGCCAAAAAGAGUACCAUAUAAGCCAGUGGAUCCAAAAGUGACCUGACAAAACUGAAAGCUUGUGUUUUUCUUGGGUCAAACAGCAGUUUUGCAAUAUGAGUAUCUUUGCCUCUUUUUAUUAAAUAUGUUUUGUUGUUUUUUGUUUUAUACAGAUUGUAAAUAGUAAUGAAUUGGGUUCUGUUAAUGAGAUUAGAUGAAUUUGUUUUGUGAUGGUAUUGUAACUUAAGAUUGCAUUAUUUGUUUUCUACUUUUAUUCCUUAAGAUGACAGUUUAUACAUAGUAUAAAUGUUGAAUGUUCUGGACUACUGCAUAACUUCAACUACAGUCUCACUCGGGGGAGACAAUUUAUCAACUUAUCAAAGAUUACGAAAUGAGUUCCCUCUUUCAGUCAGGCUAAUCAGAUGUGACUCAACUCUUUGAUUGAUAGCUAAUCAGAUGUGACUCAACUCUUUGAUUGAUAGCUAAUCAGAUGUGACUCAACUCUUUGAUUGAUAGCUAAUCAGAUGUGACUCAACUCUUUGAUUGAUAGCUAAUCAGAUGUGACUCAACUCUUUGAUUGAUAGCUAAUCAGAUGUGACUCAACUCUUUGAUUGAUAGCUAAUCAGAUGUGACUCAACUCUUUGAUUGAUAGCCAAUCAGAUGUGACUCAACUCUUUGAUUGAUAGCCAAUCAGAUGUGACUAAACUCUUUGAUUGAUAGCCAAUCAGAUGCGACUAAACUCUUUGAUUGAUAGCUAAUCAGAUGUGACUCAACUCUUUGAUUGAUAGCCAAUCAGAUGUGACUCAAGUCUUUGAUUGAUAGCUAAUCAGAUGUGACUAAACUCUUUGAUUGAUAGCUAAUCAGAUGUGACUAAACUCUUUGAUUGAUAGCUAAUCAGAUGUGACUAAACUCUUUGAUUGAUAGCUAAUCAGAUGUGACUCAACUCUUUGAUUGAUAGCUAAUCAGAUGUGACUCAACUCUUUGAUUGAUAGCUAAUCAGAUGUGAUUGAUAGGGGUUACAUUUUAAUAAUUACACCAUAUAAGUUACUGUCACAUAGGCUGGAGUUAUGCAGUUAUAGAUGCUCAAAGUACAGGUGGUUAUUUCGUACUGAAAAGUUUACAAAUUAGCAGGAAAUUUAGAUUUGUUUGAGUUACUGUAAUAUGAAUUUAACUCAAAAACAUACUAUGUUUUCAAGUAUUGCCGCUUGAGUUAAAUUCAUAUUUCUUGAAUAAUUUUACAGGAUAUGUCAUCAGCAUUAAGUCUGCCUUUGAUUAGUCUCCCACAUGUUGUUGUAAACUUGUUGUUCUUUAUUCAUUUUGUUGAUGAAAAUUGGGCCUGUAGUAAUACUUCUGGACAUUCUGAGACUUAGUAGCAAAAACUUGAAUUAGGCCAAAAGGGAAAAGGGGCUUUAAUGCAUGUGCACAAAGUCGUCACAUAUUAGCUUGUGCAGUCCGCACAGACUUUUCAGGGAUGGCACUUUCAGCUUUUAUGAUAUUUUUUUUAAAGAAAUUCUCUUCUAUGCAAAAAUCAAGUUUAAGCGAAAAGUGUUGUCCCUGAUUAGACUGUGCGGACUGCACAGGCCAAUCUGGGAUGACACUUUACGCACAUGCAUUAAACCCCUUUUUCAUGGAGCACAGCCUAAUGAUUUUAUACCAGAGCAGUUGGCAUGGAACCAGUUGUUUUCGCAAGAUAUUAGUUUGCAUGGAAUUAUCUAGCUGAAACUUACAUAUAGCAAGCUUGCAUAAAAACCUUGAUAGAGAUUUAUUUGGGGCCAGUCUGUUCAUGGUCACAUUUACUUUUGAUGCAGGUAUUGAACUGAAAUUUUGUAUUAAGGUAGCUUACAUGAUAGCUUGGCAUUGCAUUUUAGGGCAAAUCAAGUCAAGGUCAAUUUUUCACAGCUCCUGAAAAAUAGAAAAAUUAUUAUUUUGGUUUUCGGGGUAAUAACUUGAGUUUGAGUCGACCAAUUUUGAUUACUGUGCAAAACAUAGAGGAUAUUUGUUCAUGUCAGUGUAAGAUCGUUUAUUAUUUCAAGAGUGAUCAUAGAAAAUAUAUGUGCCACUCGUGAAAAUAUUAAUUUUCUAUGAUCACGAGUGAAAAUGAUCUUACACUUACAUGAACAAAUUUUCUGUUCUUUUAUGCCCCUUUUUCACGAAAAUAAUUUAUAGCUGUUUCCCUUUCGCUGAAAAGAUACCCUUUUCUCCCGUGGCGUGCCUGAAUACAUUUUAAAACACAAAAUGACGUCAUUAGUGUGACAAAGGGAUGUCAUUAUACCAGCAAAAUUCUCCAGUUAAACUAUUUUAAAAUGUAAAUAAACGGUGAAAAAGCAUAAAAUAAAACGAAAAUGUGUUGGAUUCGGUGGAAUGUCGAUUUUAAGUCACUCGUGAUCAUAGAAAAAAUAUAUAUAAUUAUUUAUGAUAAUCUAAAAACAGAAAAAGGAGUUCCGAACAUGUGUUAUUUUCACCUGUGAAAAUAAUAAUUUGUUUAUUUUCACUGCUGUUAUUUCACUGCAGAAAUGUCAUAUUUUAUCAUUAGGUAUAAAAGAAAUAUCUAUCUUGUAUGAGUCUUUGCUUACAUUGUUGACAUGAUAAUUUCACAGACUUAAUCAUGUUUCUUAACCUUUUACUUGCAAUUUAAGUAAUUUGCAUAUGUAAUGACUGUGAUACAAUAAACAUGUUUUCAUAACAUUUGUAAGUAGUGACUCAGGAAUAUUUAGUGUUUUUUGUGUGGCCAGUUUCAUUUUUUAAUGUGCCAAACACUCUAACAUAUCUGGGAAAUGUUUUGGCUUUUUGAACAUGUUUACAAGUAAAAUAGGGCAUAAAAAAAAUCAAAAUUCUUCUCAUCCACACCUUUCAACAACAUGGUUACUUUCUUUAUAGCAAUUGCAAUUCAUGUUUGUUGUAAAUCUUAUUUUGCUGAAUUUGAAUUGCCUUAAUCUUUUAUACAAGUUUGUGUCAAUUUUAUGUUUAUGUUAUCAUAGUUCACAAUGUUUAUUGUUUAUACAGCUGAUUUGAGUGUUGUUCUGUCUAAAUCUUAGUUUAUCCCUUUUAAUGAACUCUGUUUCAGAUAAGUUUUUCUUCUAUAUUUGGAUUAACCAAUGAAGAACACAAAUAAUAACAUGUGUUUUUCUAUAACAUGUUUUGUUUUUAUUGUGAUUUUUUCUAUGAAAUAUUACUUUUUAAUAUAUAUGUGCCAUGCUCUGUAACAAGGGGGUUUAAUGAAUAUGCGUAAAGUGCCGUCCCAGAUUAGCCCAAACUGGAUUUUUGCUAAGAAGAGACUUUCUGUAAAAGAAAAAUAACAUACAAGCGGAAAGUGUUGUCCCUUAUUAGCCUGUGCGGAAUGCAUAGGCUAAUCUGGGACAACACUUCUCACAUGCAUUAAACCCCAUUUUCACAGAGCAUGGUCCAUAUGUUUUAUUUCCUGAUAAGGUUGAAUUUUUAGGAAUAAUUUUACCAAUAAUGUUUUUAAACCAAAAGUCAUUAAUUUUAUUUUUGUUUUAAUUGCUACACAAUUUAACUUCUCUGUUUAGAUCUUUUUAUGGCAAAUGGGAUGUAGAAAUUGAUAAGUAAUCCUUACUAAUAAUAAGGCAGCUCUUUUAAUUAGUUAUUUUUAGCUCGGCUGUUUUCAGAGAAAACCAGAGUUAUUGUCAUAGCCAGCUCAUCGUCCGACGUCCGCGUCGUGCUAAAACCUUUACAUUGGCUCUAAAAUCAAAGUGCUUCCACCUACAACUUUGAAACUUCAUAUGUAGAUGCACCUUGAUGAGUUCUACACGCCACACCCAUUUUAUAAAAAAAAAGUUUUCAUUUAUUCAUAACUGCACCCUGCAGCCGAGCGUUGGCACCUGUUAUGCGGUUCUCUUGUUGAAGUAUAUGUUUUAUUACUUUAUGUUAUGCUUUGUAGUUUUGAACUUUUUGGUUUCUUUGUUGUAGUUAUAUUGCUGCACUUGUCUUGUGUACUGUUUGUGUUCUUAACCUUGCACUUUUUGUAUUCUGACUUGUCUACUUUAACGAACUCACGUUAAAUCAUUUUUUUCAAUUGUAGUUUCUUUAGAGGUAUUUUUGUCUCUACAUGGUUAUUAUCAAAAUUAAAUAUUUAAAAUAUUUUACAUUCUGUAUGUAGAUAAAAAAAAAUCAUGUGAUUGUAAAUAAUCGAUUAUGAUAUUGAUAUUUUUAUAUCUGUUUACACAUAUUACAAAUAAUGGUGCUUCCCUAUUAUAAUAAUGUAUUUUGUGUAGAAUAGGGUAUACUAGUUGACAAGCCUCAAUCAAAAGGCUUUUUUCUCAAAUGUAUAUAUUUCUGUAAAUAUGAAAUUAUAGGUAGUUUUUCUUUAAAUGCUUUGUUUCGUAGAAUCAAGUAAACGUUGUGUGUCUAACGUCACAGUCUGUAUCAACUGAUUGCAAAACCUGAUUAUGUAGUUGUUUUAUCAUCCCUUUUGUAAGCGUUGUUGAAUCUGCAAAGUUAUAUUUAAUGUUCUCAUCCUCAAUUUGUAUCAAGGCUAUUUCCCUCACAUUCAUCGGCAACAUGAUAAUCAUUAUUAACACCUACACCCCUAUCAAAAAACAAUUACAACAGAUUAACGAAGUAAAUUUGUUACCCUUAAGUGGUGAUUUGAUACAUAAGUUAAUAGACAAAGAUAGUAUAACCAUAAUAACUGUACAUUUUGAUCAAAAUACCGUUGUUUAAGCUUUAAUGGCUGCUUUAUUAGAAAUUGUAUGUUCAUAUAUUAUAAUUAUAUUCUUAUGUUUCACAUCAAAAUAAAAAUGUAUUAUUAUUUAAGUCAAGAUAGUUUUAAUCUUAUAUAUUGCAUGCAGACUGCAUUACACAUAAAUAAUAAUGAUAGAUUUUUAUGUCCCCCAGUCUAUACUGGGGGACAUAUUGUUUUUGCCCUGUCUGUUUGUUGGUUUGUUUGCGUCAAACUUAAACAUUGGUCAUAACUUUUGCAAUAUUGAAGAUAGCAACUUGAUAUUUGGCAUGCAUGUGUAUCUCAUGGAGCCGCACAUUUUGAGUGGUGAAAGGUCAAGGUCAUCCUUCAAGGUCAAAGGUCAAAUAUAUGGGGGGGGGGCAUAGUGUUUCACAAACACAUCUUGUUUAACUUUGUUUUCGCUAUAUUACUAAUUGAUUUGUGAUGUUUGUUUCUAAUGCCGUUAGUCAAACACCAAUUGUUCCAAAUGAACCAUAUAUAAUAUAUAUAUAUACACAGUCCAACCCCUAUUUCCGGUCACCCCUCAUCGCCGGUCGCCCCGUGUAUGCGGCCUGUCUCUGCCGCGACCGUCGAUAAACACAAUAUAAUGCACCCCUCUUUAUCGGUAACCCUGUUUCUCCAGCCAGCGGCCAGCAAUUUUGCAUCCCAAAUCAACUCCAGACUCCCUAUGACCCAACCCCCUCUUAAGAGGCCACCUGCUUAAGCAGCCAAUUCGACCGUUUCAUUUGACUGGCUGCUUAAGAGAGGUUGAACUGUAUAUACAUAUAUCUCUUAAAAGUAACGGCUGUUAGCCAACACAUGAACCUGAAAGCACAGUCUUAUUGUUGUGGAUUUUGUCUGGUAUAGAUGAUUCGACAUAAAUAUUUUUGCACUGCGAACAAUGAUGUAGUUUUUCAAUGUGCAUAUACUAUUUUAUUGCUGUUUUUCCUCAGGUUUACUUUGUCAAACUCUGAUAUUUUGUCAUGAAUAUGUGAUACAUGUAAUACAUAAUAUGUUAUGCCA
Dreissena polymorpha is the source of this 11642-nucleotide messenger RNA. Its product is annotated as low-density lipoprotein receptor-related protein 4-like. The transcript is spliced from 37 exons. Bases 315 to 6008 code for a protein of 1897 amino acids. The record is from RefSeq and is a predicted model, not a curated record. Gene Ontology annotation, molecular function: protein binding; calcium ion binding. NCBI's taxonomy places the organism in Eukaryota, Metazoa, Mollusca, Bivalvia, Myida, Dreissenidae.